AUGGGGUCUGAUCUCAGUCAACCCAUUGCUGAGAUAAUCAUGGAUUUUCUCUUGGAUUGCAUUCUCGCAGGCAUCCCCUUUGAAAUCCCCCUAAUAAAAAGAUUUGUAGAUGACCUCUUAUGCGCAGUACCUAAGGAUCAAGUAGCCUACACCCUUGAAAGGUUUAAUGAACAGCACCAGUCCAUCCAAUUUACACUUGAAGAAGAAACUAAUGGAGGUGUUCCAUACUUGGACACAAUGGUUAUGAGAACCCCAGAAAAUAGAAUAAUUUUGGAUUGGUACAGAAAACCAACUUCAUCGGGAAGAUACCUCAACUAUUUCUCAAACCAUUCCCACAGACAAAAAGUAAAUAUGAUAUUGGGCUUGAAGGAUCGCAUAUUGAGAGUUACCCACCCCACCCUGAAAGAAAAAAAUCUGAAAAUGCUGUUUCAGUUAAUGGUAGAGAACGGUUACCCCAAGGGCUUGUUAGCAAGGUUGAUUUUCAACACUGCUCUCACUCCAAGACCACAGAGCAUGGGUGACAACCCACACACUGUUGACAACCCAGCAUCGCUCACUUUCGCCACCAUCCCAUUGAUCAACAACAUGAGCUACGAUUUGAUCAACCUCUUGAAGACCAGCACCCUAAGGAUAGUACCAAAAAACGAAUUCAAGAUCGAAAAAUUGUUUAGCCGUAAGAAGGACAGAUUGGACGUUGGAAACAUGAUGGGCGUAGUAUAUAGUAUACCCUGUUCUGAGUGCAUGGAAGUAUACAUAGGACAAACAUCCCAACAGCUAAAAAGAAGGAUCGCCCAGCAUAAGAGCGAUAUAAAAAAUCCUAAUAAAGCGUGCGCCCUAGCUGACCACACUAGAAAUAAAAACCACCUCAUGGAUUACCAAUCUGCGAAGGUCCUGGAGAGUGAGACGAAUGGGGAUAAGAGAAAGUUCAUGGAGAUGUACCAUAUUAAACGCCAGGAAAAUUCUAUGAAUUACAGGAGGGACGUGAAUAAUAUUAGCAAUGUUUAUUCAUAUUUAAUUCAUUUAGAUCAACUCAGUGAGAGUGAGUUGAGAAGGACACAGAACAUAAUGGACUCUAUUGUGAGUCCUGAAGAAGACCCGCAUUGUGCAAUUGAGCAAUACCAGGGAGGAGAAGGAACUGCAGAAAAGGGUGCGGCCAAACAGAAACGGCAUACCAUGUAA
Messenger RNA from Coccinella septempunctata (seven-spotted ladybird), 1179 nucleotides. RefSeq lists its product as uncharacterized. Bases 1 to 1179 code for a protein of 392 amino acids. The transcript has 2 exons. Lineage: Eukaryota; Metazoa; Arthropoda; Insecta; Coleoptera; Coccinellidae. The record is from RefSeq and is a predicted model, not a curated record.